Molecule: messenger RNA, 1645 nt
Organism: Phyllotreta striolata
Lineage: Eukaryota; Metazoa; Arthropoda; Insecta; Coleoptera; Chrysomelidae
Source: the annotation of a GenBank genome assembly
UAUAAACCGAGCACAUCGCUGCCAUUUAACUAAGUAACAAAUUUGAUUCGAAAGCGAAAAUGUCUUCUAUCAGAGUGCUAUUCUUAACAUGUUUCAUCGCCAUGGUAUUGGCAGAGGAGAGCUCUAGACCCUCAGUAUCAGUCUCUUCUGUUAGACCUACUAUUAGAGCCUUCUCGACAACAAUAAGACUAGUUCCAGACCAGAAAGCAGGAUAUCCGGAGAAGCUAAUGCUCCAGGCAGCCGGAGCCCUAACUGACGAUUCGAAAAGAGAUGCAUCUACAAUGAAACUCAACGAGGAAGUCAAAACCGACGAGAAACAGCUGGGCAAUCCUUUCCCGAGGGCUACUAUUGGAGAACCGAACGCCGAAUUGACUCCAAUUGAGGCAUUCAAGCAGAACAAAAUCGUCCCGGACGUGUGCCCCGAUGGUCCGGAAAAGGCGCUCGAAGUUAUUUACCCAUCGGCCAAGGAAGUGAAAUUCGGCAACGAAUUGACUCCCAAGCAGGUCCUCACAGCGCCCACCGUGAAAUACGACGCCGACGCCAACGCCUUCUACACUCUGAUCAUGACCGAUCCCGACGCGCCUAGCAGACUCAAUCCUAAAGCCAGGGAAUGGCAACAUUGGUUGGUGGUGAACAUCCCCGGAAACGACAUCUCCAAAGGAGACACUUUGAGCCAGUACGUGGGCUCGGCCCCGCCGAAGGGGUCCGGUUUGCACAGGUACGUUUUCCUGCUGUUCAAGCAGCCGGAAAAAGUGCAAUUCCACGAAACCCUGCACAACGCGAACGACGGCAAUCGCGGGAAAUUCAACACGAACAGCUUCGCGGCCAAGUACAAUUUGGGGGCGCCCAUCGCGGGGAACUUCUUCGGGGCGCAGUACGACGAUACGGUGCCGGCCACUCACAAGAGAUUGGGAUUCUAAAUUAAUGGUUAAUGAGCUUUGACUAUUAAUGGAUUAAUUCUUGUGUUUAAUAUUAAUACGCUUUUUUAGCAGUAUUAAUCUCUUAUUAUGGUUAAUAUUAUGUAUUAUUACUGUUUGAGCAAUGGAAUGACAUUUCCUGUACUUACUAGAAAAAUAAAUAUGUUGAAUCAAUUACUCUACUGGUUUUGCAUAAAAAAUUAAUAAAAAAACGUAAUUAAAAAAGUAGAUGAAUUUUUUAGUAUAAUAAAUAAAAAUAAGCGCAAAAUUGAUUCCUAAAUUGUCAACAGGAUUUUUUUUAGAAAAAUACGUCCUCAUUAAAAAUAAAUUAGGAAAAUUCCGAGCAAAAUGUCUCAAAAAUCUUCUCAUACUUCGCAUCCUCUGGUGAUUUGGCGAAGCGUAACCUUGGAUUUUACAUAAUAAUUGUUUUUUUUUACAUUCUUAUAUAACAAUAAUUUAUACUAAAUUCGAAGCGCAAUUGAUUGAACUUUAUAACCUCAAAUCUAUCAAAUAUUUUCAUUUGCAGAAGUAACAAAAACUCAGAUAACACAAAAGCAAAAUAAAAAUCUAAAUCUUAGUGCAACAUUUAAGUUAUAAUGUUGAAAAAAGCGCAGAGUGUACUUACAUGCGCUAAGUACUUUCACAUAAAUUAGCGAGAUUUAGCGAACAAACAAAAUUUCUUGCAAUUUUCUAAAUGCGUUUCUAUAAGUUUAUUAUCUAUUCUUUCG